AUGAAGGGUCACCUUAGUAGGUGUAAGUUGUUUAAGAAGCAUGAGGAGAGUGGUAGUCAGAAAGUGUUGGCUAGUGAGGGCAGUGGAGUUAUGACAGCAGUCAAGUAUGAUAAAGGUCUGUUUAGGAGAUCUGUGAAUGAGAUGAUAGUGCUUAAUGAGCUACCUUUUGCAUUUGUGGAAUCAGAAGGGUUUAGGAGAUUCUGCAGCAACAAUCUUCCCAUGUACACAGUUCAUUGCAGGAAGACAUCCACUUCUGAUAUUUAUGGGAUGUUUUUGAGUGAGAAAGCUGCUUUGAAAGAGUUGUUUGGUCAGAAAAAACAGAGAGUGUCGAUGACAACCGACAUUUGGGUCGCUCCAACCACUUCUUGUAGUUACAUGGUGGUCACAGCCCACUGGAUUGAUAGAGAUUGGAAAUUGCAGAAGAGGAUCAUUAGCUUCAAACCUGUUAUUGAUCACAAAGGAGAUACAAUUUCAUCACACUUGAUUGGCUGUCUCGAAGAAUGGGGAAUCGAGAAAGUAUUCACGGUGACAGUUGAUAAUGCAAAAGCGAAUGAUAAAGCUCUAGGGGCGUUCACAAAUGCUUUGAUAAUGAAAGGACCUGAUGCAUUAGUUAGAUGUGGUGAUUAUCUUCACAUGAGGUGUUGUGCUCACAUUUUAAAUUUGAUUGUCAAAGAUGGUUUAGCUAAAGCAAAUCAGAGUAUCAUGGCAAUUCGGAAUGCAAUCAAGUAUGUGAGGUCAUCAGGUGAUAGAUUCAAAUCUUUUCUGUUGAGGGUUGAGACUGGAAAUGUGAGUAGAGGAAGCUUGUGUCUUGAUGUUAGCACUAGGUGGAACUCCACCUAUCUUAUGCUCACUGCCGCAAUCAAGUUCAGAGUUGCGUUUGAGAAGCUGUUGGUUGAGGAUAAGUUGUACAAUGAGUAUUUCAUGGAGAAAGAAGAUAGUGGAGAGGAUGGAGCUGAAGCAGAGAAACGUGUUGGUCCUCCAACAUUUGCUAAUUGGGAUGAAGUGCAAAGGUUUGUUAAAUUUCUGAAAAUCUUUUUCAAUUGCACAUUAGCCUUCUCUGCAACAAAAUCAGUGACAUCUUCUAUUGCCUACAAUGAGAUCGUCGUUAUCGAGAGAAACUUGAUCAGUCUAAGCUGCCAUAGUGAUUCUCUCUUAAAGACGGAAGCAAUGGUGAUGAGGUCCAAGUUUGAGAAGUAUUGGGAUGGUCUUAUCAACAUGAAUCCACUAGUAAUCAUUGCAAGUGUGUUUGAUCCAAGGAACAAAAUGCAAUUUGCUACUAUUUGCUUCGACAAGCUUUAUGGAAAAGAUAGUGUCGAAGCUACUCAUCUCAGAUCAUCAAUUAAGAGUGUGAUGAAGAAGCUAUACGAGGAGUAUGCCUCGAAGCUUAGCCCCACCCCUUCUCAAGGUGAGAGCAGUAGUGCUGCCAGAAGUGAUAAUGGAGAAUCAGUAGAUGUAAGUGCCAUGUUUGAUUUGUGA
Molecule: messenger RNA, 1476 nt
Organism: Camelina sativa (false flax)
Lineage: Eukaryota; Viridiplantae; Streptophyta; Magnoliopsida; Brassicales; Brassicaceae
Source: RefSeq, a predicted model, not a curated record